This is a messenger RNA of Nerophis lumbriciformis (worm pipefish), 3854 nucleotides long. Lineage: Eukaryota; Metazoa; Chordata; Actinopteri; Syngnathiformes; Syngnathidae. The record is from RefSeq and is a predicted model, not a curated record.
AAGGAAUAUAUCGACUGAGCUUUUUUGGCGCAGCCAAUAAAGUCUGCUGGCGCGGAAUCUUUUCAUAUUAACAUUUAUUACAAUUUCUCCGUAAUAAUUGGAUAUUUGGAAGAUUCUACAUUAGUGACAACUUGUAGAGGAUCCGAAUCAAACACAUAAAACCGUACAGCUAAGGUUUAUUGUCUUGAAAAGAAGGAUGAGCAGAGAAGAUGUCACGCUGUUCUCCGUGAUGAUUGCACUUGUGACAGGCUCCAGAGUUUGUGCUGAUGAUGCGCCCCCCCACAUUGUCCACCACCCCUCUGAUUUGGUGGUGAAAUUUGGAAAACCUGCCACAUUCUCCUGUCGGGCAGAUGGCAACCCGAAGCCGACCAUCGAGUGGCUGCACGAUGGCCAGCCACUGGAGAUUACAACGGGAGAUGGCCAACUCCAGCCCAUGUUUUUGUCAGAUGAUAGGCUCUUCUUCCUGAGUGUGGGUGUAGGUAAACGCGGCCAAUCACAUGAGGGCAUCUACACCUGUGUAGCCAGGAACAGCGUGGGAACAGCAGUCAGUCACAAUGCAUCGCUACACAUUGCAACACUGCAAGAUGCGUUCACUGUGCAGCCAAAUGAUGUCGAGGUGGCCGAGGGAGAAGUGGCUGUCUUAAACUGUGGCCCACCUGUCGGUCACCCUGAACCUAACAUAAUUUGGAGGAAAGAUGGCCUGUCAAUCAAUAACACAGAUUUCCACUACACGGAGUUGAAUGGGAAGCUUAUCAUCGAUCCUGCGGCGAAGAACCACUCUGGUGCCUAUGUGUGUGUGGCCAGCAACACUAUGGGAGUGCGAGAGAGCAGGGCAGCACGUCUGUCUGUGCUUGCAAAACCAGUUUUGGUGCUGAAGCCGGAAAACGUGUCGGUGAGAAUGGGGGAGUCUGCCCAGUUCUACUGCCAAGCAAAAGGUGACCCUCCACCUGCUGUGGUCUGGAGCAGAGAGCAGGGGCCACUACCCAAUGGCAGGUAUCUUGUGAACCCAGACCAGACACUCCAGAUGCAUUAUCUGACGAUGGAAGAUGCUGGCAAGUACACCUGCACCGCAGUCAAUGAUGUAGGAGUGGUCACUGCCACCGCACACUUACUCGUUGAAGCUUCCAGUACAAAACAGAAAGACCUCCACAAAGAAUUGUCUGCCCUGCGUGCUACUCUGGAAAACGUCAGCAUCAUGCACCCAGGGUCUAAUAUGUCGCAAGUAGAGUGGAAGCUCCAGUCCGUCCUCACUCAACCUCAUUACCUUGAUGGCUUUGAGGUUCUCUAUCGUUCCCUGCUACCUGCCAGCUCAAACUGGGUUGCAAAAAAAGCAACAGUGCUGAGCUUUCAAACACAGGUUGGCCCCUUAAAAAGAGGCUACAAGUAUGAGUUUAAGGUUCGUCCAUAUGGCAGCAGCUUGUAUGGACGGGAGAGUAACACCCGUCUCCUCACAGUCCCAGAGACAGUGCCCAGUGCUGCUCCACUGGCUGUUUCAAUAACUGUCAGCCAUAAUCACAAUAACUCCAUCCACCUAAACUGGGAGCCUCCUCCUUUGGAAUCUCUCAAUGGGAUCAUACAGGGUUACCAGGUGUGGUGCGUGGAGUCGGAUGAGCAACUGUACCAAAACUGGACAGUUGAUAGCAGCCGGCACAGUCUUGAUGUUUAUUUCCUGCAACCAGGGAAACGCUACUGGAUUACUAUUGCCGCAGUCAAUGGUGCCGGAGUAGGAAUCCUCAGUGACCCUCAUGGAGUCGUCAUAAACCCACAGAUUGGUUUUACCUCUGAGACAGACAGCCACAGACUGGAUCAGUCUACCUUUUUGGCCUUGCUUCAGGACCCGAUAUUGAUUGGCAGCAUCGGUGCCCUCUUGUGGUUCAUUUUAAUGGUUGCAGCUGUCUGUCUUCUAAAACGCCACAGCAAGAUGUGUCACCUCAUACCAGGACGUGACCGGGCUAAAAGUUUGCAUAGAUUAGCCACUGAAGAUCUCUUCAUAAAUCACAGGAUAACAGUUCCAGACUCUCCUUGGAUUUCUGGGAGUUGGAGACCAGCGUUUAACCAGAAGUACCAAGACUUGUGGGUUCAGGGUCACAAACACUCAGGGAUUAGCAGCACAAGUUUUCCAGUGCCAACCAAGAAGGACCCAGGCUGUUCGAACCCAGAUUUUCCAGUUGUGACUGACAGCUGCAGUGUCUACGGCACCUUUUAUGUUGAUCUGAUGGGAAACGGGCUAAAGACCUUCAACAGUCCCAGACAAUGCCUUAAGAUGCCUCACGGUCUGCCACAACAGCAAGGAUCUGAGACCAUUCAGAUAUUUACUCAGUCUGCCCCCAAGACCUCGCCCCACACUUGUCGGGAUGCAUUACCAUGGAAACAGUCCAUUCGACCUCAGCCCAAGAUGGGUGUGCUCAGGGAAAAGAGCCACAUCAAGCAAGAGUUGCACGCAGUGAGCAGUGUCCCAAUCGUAGCAACCGGGUACCAGGCUGGUCCACCUAGUGUCUGCAAACAGAGAUUCAGUCACAUCCCAUCAGGUUCUGGCUGUCCUCGGCUGCUGCAUUACUCUACAUCCCUACAUCUAUUGGACAUGUGGCCACCACCAGGGCUAUUGCACUUGGAGGAAGCUCCAGACACUCACAGUGUGACCUCAGAUGAAGGAUCCAGUCGCUCAACAAAGAUGACAGAGGACUUGGGCUCUCUCCAGUCAGUGUGUGGUACCUCAAGCUACCAUGCACAGCAAGGGGCCACUGCCUCCAACAACAGCUGUCUCUCCUACAGCCACCUGUCUACUGCAUCCCACAUUGCAUCUCUGGAGGAAAAAAAGGACGGCACACUGACGGCACCGGAAGCCACUCAGUAUCUGGAGCUCCAACAUGAACCAGAAGAAUCUAGUGACCUCCAGCCUCUUGCCACCAGCCGAAGCUACAACUCUGAGAUAGUUCCGUCUGCCCAGAUGGACUGUUACACUUCCUAUAAAGUCCCGCCCUUUGGGUUGCACUGUGCCCGCCUUCAGAGCUCACCUUCCUCCUGUUACAGCGAAUGGGACAGCUCCCUGUGGAACACCUGGAGCUCGGUCACAGACGGAAACUUUGCGAGCGCCCGUACCAGCCUCAUCAGCUCAGUGGACAGCUGCUAUACUAAUGACAGCAGUAACUUUAGCCACUUUGUAACGGCGGAGUCUGUUAGUGGAGCCUCUUUGUCAGACUUCUCACCACCCGCCUCCCCUCUCAGCGCCUUGUAUCCGUCAGUUUGUGCCGAGGGCAACUCACUCAGGGAUCUGGAGACUAUUCCUGCAUGGGACUGGAGCAGGAACUGGAUGGAGGAAAUGGAGGCUCAGUACAAUGCUCACUAUCCUGGCAGGAAUACAAAACCUUUCAACGCAGAGGGAACUCUUACAGGUUUGUCAACGCCAAGUUUUCAUACACCAAUUGGAAAUGUUAGAGGUUUCAAAGAAUAGAUCAAAGCCCAAUGAUUCACUGAAAAAUAACUUGCUGAUGUUUUAAACAUGCAGUAUUAACUUUGGAUUCAUGUCUGCUUUUCUGUAAGAGUUUCCUUCGGUUACCAUAAGUCCAAUCACUAUACAGUAUAUGGCGUCUUAGAAAUUACUUCUUUUUUUUUUCUGUAGACUCAUUCGAGAUAUAAAUCUUUCUUGGGCUGCUCUUACCAUCAUCAUUUCUGCUGGCACACAUACUAAUCAUUUCCAAGUAAAUAUAAAUAUGCCACAUAGCUUUCAGUUUUUAAUUACAGUACAGAUCAUUUUCUGUUCACUUUUCUAAUUGUUAUUAUUUUUUAUUCCAAGAGAUAUAUACAGUAUAUUUUUUCUAUUGUAAUAUUUUUGUUGCUAUGAAAAGGUUUGGCCC